Ananas comosus (pineapple) is the source of this 1571-nucleotide messenger RNA. RefSeq names its product tetratricopeptide repeat protein 5-like. Gene Ontology annotation, molecular function: protein binding. The record is from RefSeq and is a predicted model, not a curated record. The transcript is spliced from 13 exons. NCBI's taxonomy places the organism in Eukaryota, Viridiplantae, Streptophyta, Magnoliopsida, Poales, Bromeliaceae. The coding region runs from base 137 to 1405 and encodes 422 amino acids.
CUCUCACGUGACGGUCGAAAUCAGGUCUGAUGCCAUUUUGGAAUACGGAGGGGGUGGCCGGCUGUCCACGGCGUAAGCUCCUUCCCCAAAAUUCCGGCUCCCUCCUUCCCCUUCCGCCUCCGCGGGGUGGUGGGGCAUGAUGAGCGGCGGGGAACCUUCCGGAGAGAGCGACCGCGUACUGGCAAGAGCGGGGGAGUCGGCCGACGAGCUAUACCGCGUCCGCGACACGUUCUUCCCCAGAGACCCCGCGGAGAAGACCUGUCGGCUCCAAACCCUAACCGACGCCGCUCUUGCCCUCCUCGAUUCCCUCCCUCCCGAACGAAGAAAGUCACCGCAGCAGCGUGCAGUUUAUGAAUUUCUGAGGGGAAAAAUACUGGAUGUUUUUGCUGAUUAUCGCAAGGAAGCAGAAGAUCACCUGUCCAAAGCUGUAAAACUGAAUCCAUCUCUUGUAGAUGCCUGGUUAUGCUUGGGUAAUUGCAUAUGGAAAAAGGGAGAUCUGCCUGGUGCUAAGAAUUGCUUUACAUUAGCCUUGAGCAAGGGCCCAAACAAGAAAAUACUUUGUCAACUGUCAAUGCUUGAAAGAAGUAUGGCUCAAGGUGCAGAAAAUCAUGCCCUAUUAGUAGAAGAAAGUAUCAAACAUGCAAAAGAAGCUGUGAUGUUGGAUAUUAAAGAUGGAAAUUCAUGGUACAAUCUUGGAAAUGCAUGUCUUACAAGUUUUUUCAUGACUGGAGCCUGGGAUCACACUACACUUCAUCAAUCACUGAAAGCAUAUCAAAAUGCUGAGAAGGAUGAAAUGAUGAAAUCAUAUCCAGACCUUUAUUUCAACAGUGCUACUGCAAACAAGUAUCUUGAAAAUUAUGAAAGGGCUCUUCAUGGAUUUGAAGCUGCGGCUUUAAAGGAUCCAGGCCUUGGUGCAGAUGAGGAAGUUAAAAAGAUAGUAACUCUUCUAGACAAGCUAGAGGGCUCGAUGAAGGAGCAGGUCCGAAGUAAGCGGUUAACAUCACUUCUGUCAUCCUUGGCUGAAGUUAAUUUGAAGUCAUCACCCAAGAAAUCCGCCAUAAAUGUCCUUUCAGAAGGGUUGAAUAAAGCAGUAGCUGUUGUGGGAAAAGUGCUUCUCUUCGUAAAGCAUGACAAUAUAGCACCAUUGUAUUAUUUGACAUGCGAUCUGGAUAAGUCUUGUUUCAUUUUGUCGGUAUAUGGACUGCACAGUGGAGCGAUUAAGGAAGGUGAUUGUGUUACUUUGGUGGACCCUUUUUACCGUGUGAUGAAUUUUUCGUGGAAAGGCAAGAGCUAUGAAUUCAGAUCGAUACGGGUGGAUUUUGCGGAACAAAUUUUUGUUAAUGAUAAACCGCCAGCUCCUCAUCAUUCCGUACGGGCUACACUUCGCUUACAGAAUAAGUCGUGAAAUUUCUUCUCUGCGACAGAUGCAGCAUUUGAUGUUUGUUGUAAUAUAUGUGCGAAAUCUGUUACUCAUAUGAUCCUCUCAACAUGUUGGAACCUACUUGCUAACCACAACACCGGAGUUGGUAUAAAUUACUUCCAGUGUGCAGUAGCUUUUUCGAUCUAUGUUU